Messenger RNA from Cucurbitaria berberidis CBS 394.84, 6395 nucleotides. RefSeq names its product phospholipase D1. The transcript is spliced from 2 exons. Gene Ontology annotation, molecular function: phosphatidylinositol binding; catalytic activity. The record is from RefSeq and is a predicted model, not a curated record. Lineage: Eukaryota; Fungi; Ascomycota; Dothideomycetes; Pleosporales; Cucurbitariaceae. Gene Ontology annotation, biological process: cell motility. The coding region runs from base 299 to 5989 and encodes 1896 amino acids.
ACCACACGGCCGCAAGGACCAGUCCAGAGAUGAUAAUCAUCCCCAGUACCACGCGUCAUUCUAGUUACAAGUCUGCUACCUCUACGCAGAAAAACAACAAGCGACUAUCUCUGUCCUCAUCUUCUCCUCGCCAAUCUUUCCGUGACGGCGGGUGCCCCAUACGCAUCAUGGCAGUAUAAACAUUAUCACAAACCGAGGAACUACGCCUUUCCCGGCAACCUGAACUCUCCUUGAAAGCCGUAGAGCUCACUCUCUUUGCUCAGGGCCUCCUUUCGAUACCACCACUUCGGCCGCAGCCAUGGCCGACUCGCAAGAGCCCAAUGUCUCACACACAGCCCGUAGCCCUCGCACCAUGUCGCCUCCACUCGCUGCCGGGACAGAAAAGCCUCGCCGGGGACUAUCGCCACUGCGAUUAGAGCAAAAUGCAAACAUAACAGAAGAUAUUCUCAUCCCUUCGCCUGCGAAUGGCGCUCCCAAAAUCAUGCGAUCUGCCCCGACUGGCUCGCCACUGUCCUCCAAUGAGCCCUCCGAGUUUCCCUUUCACAUAGCACUCCCCGCAUCAAAUGGGGCUAUGGAACCGAGAGACAUGGCCGAACCUCCCCCUAAAGCGCAUAAGCCCGCCUCCCACAUGUCAAAUGGAUCCACUGGCUCCUACUAUCCGCCCUUUGCGCCCAUCUCGCGACACCCUACCGAAGGCGAGACCUCUGAUGCCCCACGAGAACGAAAAAGCGUCCAGUUUGCUCGAACCAAGACACACACUGCCGAUCCAAUGGGACCCGACUCGCGACAGCAGUCAUGGGACGUCGAGGAUGUUGAGGGCAAGGGCAAGGAUAAGGACCGGCAGGGCACAUCGCUGAUGGGGAAGCUGAGGGCGCUGGCAUCACCAAUGCAGGGCCAUGGCAGGAGCCAGAGCGGAAUCGCCCCAGUCUCAUCGAAUCACGAGGGCUCACCUCACGGCCAGCUAUCACCAAACUCAGAACGCGACGAACCGCGGUACGACAUUGACAGUGAAGCAGACGCUGAUGGCGAGUCGAGUGCCGGCGAGGGGGUCUCAAGACCUCCACGAAGACGAAAACGGAGUCGGCGCUGGUUCGAUGGCGAAGGCGAAGGCACACAGACGGCCCCUACAACCCCCAAGCAGACAAACUCCUUCUUUUCGCGCGAUUCGCCUAACAUGACACCCACCUCGACUCGACCUGGUUUCCUACGUCGUGGCACGAUGGAUGACAUACCUGAAAACGAUCGCCAGGGCUACUCAGAAGACGAAGGACGCUCCCGCAUCGCCAAAGAGAGCGCGUGGACACGCGGCCUACACAGUGCUAGGGGUCUUUCCUAUGGUGGUCUGCGAAGGCACGAUCCCAACGCAGACGAGGAUGGCCAACAUGAACGACGGCCAGGCCAUCUAAGAAGCUUGACUUCCUUCAAGGGGAAUGCGGGAGACACACAUCCUUCUCCGUGGCGGAUGCGCGGCGAGCGUACUUCAAGUCUGAGUGCUCAGAAAUGGAAGUCGAUCAAGAACAGUCUCAAAUUAUUGGGCAAUCGGGCCAAGGCAGAACGACAGGUGGAUCAUGCAAAGUCUGCAGAGUUGAUGGCAGAACUACUAGCAGGAGCGCCCGCCGCCUUGUUUCUCGCCAGCAUGUUCCAGCGUGAUGAGCACGGCCACAAGCGCAUACCAGUACUUCUGGAGCAACUCAGGGUUACCAUCACAGAUACCGACAAGACCAAGGAUAAAGAAGGCGAUCGACAUACGGCUCUGCGUAUAGAGCUGGAAUACGGAAGCGGAAUGACCCGGAUGAAGUGGGUUGUAUACAGGACUGUUACAGACUUUGCAAAUCUACAUCUCAAAUUCAAGAUUCAGGAGAAGCAGGACGCAUUCCGGAGCCGUCCCGCCAACCGUGGGAGAGAGAUCAAGGAGAAGGGAAAGGAGGGUGAGGACGAGAAAGAGGAAGAGAAAGAAGAUCCAAGAACAAAACUUCCUCGCUUUCCCAGAAGCGUGUUACCUUACCUCAGAGGUCUGCGAGGGUACGGCAUCUUAGACGAGGAGGAGGAGGAAGAAGAGGAACUUGCGGUUGGUGGAGGCCUAGCCAGUGGACCGGAUGGUUAUGCCAGUGCGACAGAUCGUCCUCCCCGGGGUAAACGCAACAAAUCGUCUUUCAUGGCUCGCAGAAAGUCAAGCGUAGGUGGAGACCAAACUCCAGGCGCCAUUGGUCCUCUUUCCGCAAGACAAGGUAGCUUCGCAGGAACGGCGGGCCAGCCAUUACAAACAAAGCAAACCCAUCAUGAUCGCCAACGAAAGAAGUUGGAAGCCUACAUCAAAGGGCUGAUGACGUACCUCAUCUUCCGUCCUGACAGCAAUCGACUCUGCAAAUUCUUGGAACUGUCUGCCCUCGGUGUGCGUUUAGCCGCAGAGGGUGGUUACCAUGGCAAAGAGGGACACCUAAUGAUCAAGUCAUCGAAAGGGGUCGACAACCGAAAGGGAUGGGCACGCAUUCCCAUGAUGACUCGCCACUGGCCCAAGUGGUUUCUUGUGAGACACAGCUACAUUGUCUGUGUCGACUCUCCCGAGGAGAUGAACGUCUAUGAUGUAUUUUUAGUUGACGCGGAUUUCAAUCUCGAAUCAAAGUCGGGCAGAAUUAGGGACAAAAAGGCCAGGGAAAUUGCAAGCGAGGCCAAGGCGUCGGCCACAGGUCACCACCAGCUAAAACUUGUCAACUCGGAGCGCAAGAUGAAGCUACUUGCCAGAAAUGACAAGAUGCUACAGCAGUUCGAAGAGUCGAUAACGUUCAUGUCGCAAAACACAAUAUGGUCGCAACGGCAGCGAUUUGACAGCUUCGCCCCGGUACGAAAGAAGAUUUACGCCCAGUGGCUUGUUGAUGGCCGAGACUACAUGUGGAAUGUCUCGCGGGCCAUCAGCAUGGCUCGCGAUGUUAUCUACAUUCACGAUUGGUGGUUAAGUCCGGAAUUGUACUUGCGACGCCCAGCUGCCAUAAGCCAAAAGUGGAGACUUGACAGAUUACUCCAGCGGAAAGCGCAAGAAGGUGUCAAGAUUUUCGUCAUAAUGUAUCGCAACAUCGGCGCUGCCAUUCCUAUUGAUUCCGAGUACUCCAAAUUCUCCCUACUCGACCUCCAUCCAAAUGUCUUCGUCCAGCGGUCGCCGAAUCAGAUCCGUCAAAACACCUUCUUCUGGUCACAUCACGAGAAGAUUUGCGUCAUCGAUCACACGGUCGCUUUCUGUGGAGGUGUCGAUCUGUGCUUGGGUCGUUGGGAUACACCGCAGCAUUCCGUGGUCGACGACAAGCCUACAGGGUUUGAGCUUGACGAUACCCCCAAGGAUGCGGAUCAUUGUCAGCUGUGGCCCGGUAAAGACUACUCGAACCCGCGCGUGCAGGACUUCUUCGCCCUCGACAAGCCAUACGAAGAGAUGUAUGACCGAACCAAAGUUCCCAGGAUGCCAUGGCAUGACAUCGCCAUGCAGAUUGUCGGCCAACCAGCACGCGACUUGACGCGUCACUUCGUUCAGCGGUGGAAUUAUCUAUUGCGGCAGCGGAAGCCUUCUCGGCCAACACCCUUCUUGCUUCCUCCACCAGACUUCAAUCCAGCAGACAUUGAAGCUCUUGGACUAGAUGGCACGUGCGAGGUACAGAUUCUGCGCUCCGCAUGUGCCUGGUCUCUUGGUACACCCAACAAGGUCGAGCACAGUAUCAUGAAUGCGUACGUCCAAAUGAUCGCCACAUCCGAGCAUUUUGUGUAUAUUGAGAACCAGUUCUAUAUCAGCAGUAGUGAGGUCCUGGGCACCAAGAUCGAGAACAAGAUCAACGAUGCCAUAGUCGACCGCAUCAAGCGCGCUCACGCGAACGACGAAGAUUGGAGAGCGUGUAUUGUGUUGCCUCUGAUGCCUGGUUACCAGAAUACUGUUGAUGAGCAGGAAGGAAGCAGUGUUCGCCUCAUCAUGACAUGCCAGUAUCACAGCAUUUGCCGUGGUGAAACCUCGAUUUUUGGGCGCCUUCGAGCAGCCGGUAUCGAGCCGGAGGAUUACAUUCACUUCUACGCUUUGAGGGCUUGGGGUGAGAUUGGUCCGAACAAGAUGGUUGUCACGGAGCAACUCUACAUUCACGCCAAGGUCAUGGUCGUCGAUGAUCGAGUUGCUAUCAUUGGAUCAGCGAAUAUCAAUGAGCGUUCUAUGCUGGGCUCGCGAGACUCUGAGGUUGCUGCCAUCAUCCGAGACACAGAGGUGCUCGACUCGUACAUGGCAGGCCAGCCAUACAAAGUCGGAAAGUUUCCUCACACGCUUCGCGUUCGGCUCAUGCGCGAGCAUCUGGGCAUUGACGUCGAUUGCAUCACUGAUGAAGACCUGGCGAGCCAGAUGUCCGACGCCGAUAGCACCGCGUUUCAGACUGAAUCCUCGACACCUUCAUCUCCAACAGCCCACCGAGAGACCGAACAGAAGUUGGAAGAGAACAACCACAAGAUGCAGGAUGAUCUUAUAGCUCGUGCUGAGAAGUUGCACAGCUUCAACCACGAUUUCGACUGGGCGCAAGCAGAGAAUCCUAACCUGAAGCCCAACAAGAAAGAAUCAUCCGAUCCUCGGGUUCAGAGCAACCCAGCCCAUCAAAAGGACGUCCGUGGAGAGGGUGCGGACCAUAUGAUCGAGGUCGAAAAUAGCCGUCCCAGUAUAGCGCGAGGGCGGGACUCUUAUAUCGAUGACCAUGGCCAUGAGAAGCUUGUGGUCGACGUCGCCGCUGAAGGCUUGUCGGCUACACCGAAGAAGAACUCAACUACUAGAACACGCGGUCGUAGUAACACCACCGGUACAAGGAACAGCGCGCUAAGUAGUCAUCAUGAGGGCCAUGGUUAUGCUGGCCUCCCACCACCUCGGUUACCACGCAUGGACACGGCAAAGCUAGGGUUGACGCAGCUAAGCCAGCUACCCGCCCUGCCUCCGGCUGACGAUACCGACAUCGGUGGACCACCACUCCAACGCACUUUCAGCCACGCCUCCUCUGGCGUCAUCAAUCCCCUUCUUGCCGACAUGCGACGACCCAUUGUUACCGAGGACUGCAUGCGCGACCCUAUCAAUGACGCGUUCUAUCUCGACACAUGGCACCAGGUCGCAGAGAACAAUACCAAACUUUUCCGUCAAGUGUUCCGCUGCAUGCCCGAUAACGAGGUCAAGACGUGGAAAGAGUAUCAGGAGUACGCGGCAUUUGCGGAAAGGUUCUCGAAGGCUCAGGGAGGGGAAAAGAGUCAGCAGCAUAGAGCGCAAGAUGCCCCUGGCAAGACUGGGCCACCAGGCACUGGACUCACAGAUAAGGUUACAACAGCCGCUAGCAACGUCGGUAAGCAGGUGGAAGCUCAGUUCGACAAACUUACCGAAAAAGUAACAAGCAACCCCGACAAAAGCGGCGAUACCCUCACCCACCACUCGCGCAUUGGUGGUGUAGAACAAUGGGCUGAAGACCAGGAGAAGCGUGUGCAAAGCCAGAGUCCACCCCCACCUACGGCCCGCGGUCUCAACCUUGAUACUAAUUCUGGCUCAACCUUGAACGACAACGUAGGGAGAAGGCCAGCAGAUGAUGCCAUUGUGAGCCCUAUGAAUCCCGAGCUACCAGGAAAGACCUUCACCUUCCCACCAGCACCGCCGAUUCCUGAUACCGAAAGAACAGACUUUGCAACCAACAAUCCUGCAAACAGUACCGCUCGUGGCCGCAACGUUACCAUUUCCGAACCCCCGCUCCCUUCUCAGUCACAACACCCCCACCGCUCUUCCACGAAGCGUUCACGCCGCCGUGCCACUACCAAGUCUAGCGCCCGCCAAUUCCACGCCACGGACUCAGACGCUAUGUUGGAGAAGGAGGAUGCGAGAAAUCUGCUCAAGCUAGUGCAGGGCCAUCUUGUUCUUUGGCCGUACGAUUGGUUAGAGAAUGAAGAGAGGGGAGGAGGGUGGUUGUAUAACGUCGAUCAGAUUGCGCCGUUGGAGAUAUACAACUAAACUAUUCCUUUUCGUAGAAAGGGGUGAGCACCGGACCAAGUCUUUCUUUUUUGCCUUAGGUUGCGACACUUGUUCUAUGGGUUUGGGCAUAAUUGAGUUGCGUUGUUUGCGUUCAUUGUAGAAACAAAGCGAAAGCAUUCACUGGCGUUAUGUCACUCUUUUUCUUGCUCUUAAUAUCUUACCUUUGCCCUUUGUCAAGGCUAGUGUCAUUAAUUAUGUAUCAUCGUCAUCAUCCAUCAUCCUUAUUAGCAUAUAAGAGCUUCAGUCAAAUUCUUUCAUGCGUUUGGGAGAGGUAGAAGGAGCUGGUUGUUUAGAGGCUAGUGCUGGUUCCUAUAAAGGUCUUGACCGUUGAUCUUCUAGUUUGCGUAAGACUGUAAAAUAGCAAUGGUUUAAUUUGACUGUUUGC